AUGUCAGAUAUCAUUGUGGAAGCACUCGUUUAUUUAUUUGAAAAUAGCCAUUUCCAAACACCGAAUGAAUUCCGGUUUUGGCCUGCUACAACAGAACACGAUGAAUUUGAAAAACACUUGGUGAGUUCUUUCUACAACAAAAUUUCAAAAGAAGACAACAGAGUUUUCUGGGACAAAGGAAGUACAUAUUCGUUUUCACAAAUUGUGCUCAUUGACCCGGAACUGCAUAGUAUUGAAGAGGAUGCCGUGGGAAACGUAGCGUUUGAAAUGCUUCAGACACUGCUUAAUCAACAAAUAUUGAUUUCCUUACCAACAAAUGUGCAUAUGGCCUUUGAAACAAGUGUUGGUGAGAUCGUAAAAAGAAAGACUAUAAGAAUAGUGCAGUUUUUUAUCAAAUAUUUCUUGCCAAACCUUACACUUUUCGGUGGAAAUCCUGAUAUAGAGAGAAAAAGAGAUUCUGUGACACGAUUUAUGUUAAAUAUGGUUUCAUCGUCAACUGAGGUCCGAAACAACGUCUGCAAAACUGCGUGUAUUCCAACAGAACCACAUACAUCCCUUAAGUUACCAUCAGACCUUGUUUACAAACAGUCCAAGAUUGCUGUGUUGUUUGACGUAGAUGAUGAGAGAUUCCCAUGUGAGCCUUUUCAUGAAAUAUUGACGGAACUCGGAAUGAUGAGCAAUACAAUGCCCGAUGAAAUAUUGAUCGAGAGAGUGAGAUCGGUGUGUUUAAAGAAGUGCUCACAGUGUGCAUAUGAAAGAUGUUUUCAUUUAAUGGAAUAUCUUGAAGACAAUGCCGGAGGUGAUACCUGUAUAGAACAAAUGCAGGCAAUACCUUUCCUUCCAGUAAUGCAAGCACCAGAUGAUUGGAAAUUUCCCUGGCAUGGAAGUUCUUUAAACGCUGUUGGACAUUUAUGUGAAAAGCAUACGCAUACAAAACAAUCUUUUGUAUUUUUAAAACCAACUGAAUUGUUCAUAAGUGACAAUUUAAAUCUUGUGGGAUGCCAUUCCUUCGUUGUUGAGCAGAAUUUAUGGAAGCGUGUUUGCAAUGAACUUAAAACUAAGCUUGAGUUAAAGAGAGUAAAACCCAACGAUAUAAGUAUUGUUGUUGACCAGUUACGGAUCAUGUCGAAAUCGAAUGCGUUUGAUGUCACAGAGCUGGGAGUUAAACCGCUUUUGAAUGUUUACAGUUUUUUAGAGAAUUACUUCGAAGAAAACACCCAUGAUCCCGGUUCUAUUGCAGAGUCACUUAGAACAAUGUCCAUCGUGAUGAUCGAAAAUAAGUUUGUUUCGAUUAAAGAUGUUGCUAAGUGCCAUUCUGUGGACUGCAAGCCUUACCUGUAUGGUUUAAACGAUUCUCCUAUCAGCAGAUAUUGUCAUUUGUGCGAUUGGUUGCAAAUCAAAGACACAUUUAGCGAAGAUGAUGUUGUAAGCGUACUGCGUGCUCUUCAAAACAAACACAAUGGGGUUGCUUUAAAAGACCAAGAUCUUGGACUCGUCAGGCGUCUUUUGGAAUGUCUUUAUAUUGUGCUUAAAGUCUCCGAUCGGGAUUGGCAAGAUUUCGAGGUUAAGGAUGAACAGAUUUUCCUGCCAGAUAUUGAUAAAAUUCUGAGGUCAAGUAGAGAGUUGUGUUUUGACGAGUUUAAUUCGACAGAUAUUAGUGAUGAAGAUUUUUUCUACGUUCAUACAGACAUUCCAGAAACACACGCAAAAUUAUUUGGCGUUAGAUCCAUUAAACAACAGAUUUUGUCUGAAACAGACGCAUUUGAGGAUUGGGGACAGGAGGAACCACUCACUAGACGCCUUAAAGUCUUGCUGGAAGAGGGAUAUGUCGAUGGGUUUUCUGUUGCAAAAGAACUCCUCCAAAAUGCUGACGAUGCAGGGGCUUCGAAAUUGUACUUUUUAUAUGACGAAAGGACAAAUGAAUCCAAACGUUCAUCUUUGCUUUGUGAAGAAAUGAAAAGUGCUCAUGGGCCUGCAUUGUGGGUCUACAACGACGCAGAAUUUUCUGAUGAAGAUUUUGUAAACAUUACAAAACUAAACGGCGGUACAAAAGAACAGGAUACUAGAAAAAUAGGGAAAUUUGGGCUAGGGUUUUGCUCUGUUUACAAUAUCACGGACUUGCCUAGUUUCGUGUCUCGACACAACUAUGUAGUAUUUGAUCCGCACAUGCGAUACAUUCAUUCAAUUAUAACAGGCAAAAGCCCAGGACUGAGAAUAGACUUUUCAAAACCUAAGAAUGCACGUGUAAUGUCUCGAAUGAGAAACCAGUUUGAAAUAUUUGACGAUAUAUUUGGGUGCAACAUAACAAGGCUGGGAUCUCCCUUUUUUAAAGGUACUUUAUUUCGAUUACCUCUACGCUUACAUGCGAGUGAAAUAUCUCAGCAAGUGUAUGGAAGAGACGAGGUGAUAUCCCUCUUUCAUAAGAUAAAAGAAAUGGCACCAUUGAUGUUCAUUUUCAAUCAAAAUGUUAAGGAAUUCAAGUUGUAUCAUAUGAAAAAGGGUGACUGUGUUGAUUACCGAGAGGUUUUUUCAAUACAAAAACAGUCCCUGAUCAUAUCGGCAAAUCCAAGCUUAAACACAAACGUCGUUGAAGAGGCUUCAAGAAUGAAGGAAGAUCUUGAACUUGAAACAUCAUCACUAAGGGUAUUAGAAAAUGUUCGCAUUGAAUCAACGACUCUCGAAGAUGAGCAAAUUAAAUUUUCCUCAAGUGAAAACUGUUAUAAUUGGAGUGUGUCCUGGGCGACGGGAAAUAGCAAGGCGACGUUAGAUAUGACGACGAAAGAAAGAGGAUGCCUUCCAGUUGGUGCGACGGCAAUACCAAUUGAUAACAGGUUAAUAGUUGAAAAUUCGACUUUAGCAGAAAUAAAUACACAGGAAUAUAAAUCUUUGGAAAUUGGGCAGUACUUCUUCUUCCUUCCACUACCAAUCGUGAGCCCAUACAAAUUCCAUAUAAACGCACAGUUUAGUGUAACAUCAGACCGGCGACAUUUUAGAACGUCAACUCAAGAUGAUAUUGGAAUAUCAUCUGCAGUAGGGAAAUGGAACACAUGUCUCAUGUCAGAUGUUGUAGUACGAGCAUUGUUAUUUCAUCUGGAGGGCUUUGGUAAGGCGGCUUAUCAUUUAUGGCCAACGGACAGCAAAAGCGACCUUGAAACUGCGUUUUCUGAUUCAUUUUACCGAGAUGUAAUUGAAGGGGAGCAGGAUUUUAAAGUAUUUGAAAACGAUGAAAGGCUUCUAGCUUUUUCGGAAGUUAUCUUUUUGGAUCCUACGAUUCGAAACAACAGUCCGGUUGGACAAAUAGUAUUUGAGUUUCUUUCAGACAUAUGCACGGAAAAUGUUUUAGUCGAUAUCCCUGAGCGGAUUUAUGAUAUUUUGGUUAAAACAAAUGCGAACGUUGUCGAGAAGAAAACAAUUUCUUAUAAAACAUUUGUUACAAAGUACUUUUUACCAAAGAUCGACGCAUUUAAAGACAGUGGUAAAAGGAAUUCUGUCAUGUUUUUUGUCCUGGGAAAAGAAAUUGAGGAUGAUAUAAGAAGGUCCAUAAUGGCUACGCCAUGUAUACCUGUCAAACCUAAAGGUGUAUUAAAACGACCAUCUGAAAUAGUGGAUCCUUCAAAGCAUUCAUCAUUGAGUUCAUUAUUUGAGGAGAUCGACGAAAGGUUUCCAACUGAUCCGUAUUCAACAUUCGCCUGCAUUGAAAAAUUAGUAACUCUGGGUAUGAUGCAAUCUACUUUACCUCUCGACUUGAUACUAGACCGGGCGAAGUCGGUCUUAGUGAAAUGUGAUAUUUGUGAUGUGUGCGCACAUGAGCGUUCUGAAAAUAUUUUACAAUAUCUUGAAAACACAGCACUCAACUCUGAGGACUCUAAUUCACUUACCAACGAGUUGAAACACAUUCCUUUUGUCACCGCCUUACCCAGACCAGAAUACUGGGAAUUCAGCUGGUUUACAUACAAUUCUGAAACAGAGAGUGAGACAACAUGCGAAAAGCAUGAUUGCGAAAAUGCAAAUAAAAUGGCUUACGAGUUCUACAAACCUGAAGGUAUGUUCGAACAUGAGUCAAAACAUCUUUUGGGGUGCCAUUCCAAAAUAAUGGAAAGAAGAUGCAAGAUACAUUUGAGAAAAAUAUUGGGCAUUGUUUGUCCAGACGAGGAUAUUGAAAUUGGUGAUUUCAUUCAUUUACUUAUAAAACAAUUGGAGACAAUGCAGAAAUCUUACCAUCAUAAUCCGUCAAAUUUUAAGAUUGGAAGUUGCGUAAGUGAUGUGUACCGCUGCUUGGAUAAGUGUCUUCGUCGCAUAAAAGAGAGUCGAAACCUGACUGAUGUAAAGGCGUUACGCUCAAUGCCGAUUAUAUUUGUUGGUGACCGUUUCAUUGCCUCUACAGCUGUUGCAAGACACCUUCAUUCAGAAUGUAAACCUUAUCUCUACAAACUGGAUGACAGCAUAAUUUGGAUAUAUUCAGACCUGUGUGCCGUCUUAGACAUUAAAGACCGUUUUUUACCCGAAUUUCUAGUACACAUUUUGAAUCAAUUUUUCGAAGCCAAAAAAAGAGAACAACUAACUGACGCCGAACUUGCUCUGUGUAAGAAUCUUUUAGAGGUUCUUACAUAUGAAAUAAAACACACGAAAGGUAAUGAGAUACCCACUGAAGUUCUUGAAAAGCAAAUAUAUCUGCCGGAUUACGACAAGAUGCUUUGCCUUUCUAUUGAAUUGUGCUUUAAUGACUUUGAUGCAAUUCCCAAAAGUGAUAACAUGAGAUACGUUCACGAAGGUAUUUCGAAAGAGGUGUGUAAAACAGUUGGUGUAAAGAAGAAGAAGGUGGUGCAUUUAAUUGAAAACUCGGAGGAUAUUGAGGAUUUUUACCAAGCAGAACCAUUACUUACCCGGAUAAAAAGUCUGAUCGAAGGAUAUCCUUUAGACAGUGGAGUGUUAAAAGAAUUGUUACAAAACGCAGAUGAUGCACAUGCAACAGAGAUUUGUUUCAUUUUAGACAAAGAUACCUACUCAGACAAAAAUCUGUUUUCAAAAUCCAUGAAACCUCUUCAAAACCCUGCUCUCUGUGUGUAUAAUAACAUGCCUUUCACGCAAAAUGAUUUGAUUGGUAUUCAAAGACUGGGACAGGGAAGUAAAGAUGAUGAUCCUUCGAAGAUUGGCAGAUACGGUGUUGGUUUUAAUUCUGUCUAUAAUAUAACUGAUGCACCAUCCUUUUUGACGAAAGGAAACGUUGUCCCAAAUAAGGAAACGCUUUGCUUUUUCGACCCUCUUGCUAAGUAUAUCCCAGAUGUAUCAAUACGAAAACCUGGGAAACGAAUAAAGAAUGUACAAUCGUUUCGUCGUCCUCAUAAAGCAGUUUUUGAUGGCUACCACGAAGACCUAUUCAUCGCAGAUACGGGAACAAUGUUUCGAUUUCCAUUGCGAUUUGAACCCUCUGAUAUUAAGGACGAACCAACUAGCGUUUCAGAUAUCGAGUCGUUAUUAGAAGAAUUCCAAAAAGAUCUCAAAACGGUUCUUCUGUUCCUUAGGAACAUACAGAAAAUAACUAUCGGGGAAAUCAAAGGUGGUAAAUUUCAGGAAACAUGUAAAGUACAAGUAGUAAUUGAUAAAGAAGCUAAAGCUGCAAGAGAUUCAUUCACAAAUAAAUACAACAAUCUGUGUCAUGUGUAUGAGGAAAAUACAAACGUUGCGAUUGAUACAGAACAGUAUUUAGUAUCGUAUAACAUGAUUAUUGAUGUCACUACUUCCUUUUACUCGGACAGAAAGACUUACAUUAUUUCACAAGCCUUAGGGUUUAAAACGAAACCAGAUGAAUCCUUAAGAAAAAAAAUGAUACAACGUCAUAUAAAAAUGAUUCCUGUUGCAGCCGUUGCGUACAAUCUUCAAGAAAGUGUAGACCCGCAUAGUAAUGUUCACUGUUUUCUUCCUUUACCAGUUUCUUCUGGACUACCAGUAUACGUGCAUGGUUAUUUUGCACUUGAUCAUGAAAAUCGACGCUCAUUGUGGCAUGACAAGAACGACGAGACGUGCCACAAAACUAUGUGGAACUCACAAAUUAUAAAGAACGUGUUAUGCCAAGCUUAUGUGAACCUUUUCUGCGUUGUUCGUCAACUUCGUUCGGUGAAAAUGACUGGUUUUCACGACGACGGAUUGAUUGAUCGUACUGUAAAUUCUGUAAUGACAGUUUUGCCACGCACCAAAGACGUUCAGCAGUAUUGGAAACUCCUUACAAAGUCGGUAUACCAAGAAUUUGUCUUUCGAGAUGAACCGUUUUUACCCUGCUGUAUGAAGAAGGUUCAGUAUGAGACAAUAGUGCGUUUGAUAAGCAGGAAGUUCAUCAUCACUUCUCUUUCUUGGCUUAGUUUAAAACACCCAGCAGACCAUUUUCCAACUUACAAUAGUGUAGAAUCCGAAGAUCAUGCAAAGUUCUCAGAAUCUAUAAUUAAUAACAUAUUAAGAAAAGUUGGAAUGAGAAUUGUAUAUAUAGACAAAGCUGUUCAAGAAUCGAUGCAAGAAGCGGGCGUUCCUUUACUUGAUCUUACUCCAAGACUUGUAGUGGACUUCCUGUGUUCACAUGAUGCAGCUUUGAUAGGUGGCUGUUCCAUUAAAACAAAUGUUGAUGUAUCACUUUCAUCUCUGGAGUCUUUAGAGAACAUAAAUCGAUUGCUUGGUUUUAUUUUCAAAGAACCUGAAUACCUUCUCAAUAAGUUUGUAAAGCUCCCGUUGAUACUUUGUCAGGAUAACGUUGUGCGUUGUCUGAACAUGGAUUGCUUAUUUGUCACAAACUUCACUGACUUUUUCCCGAAAGAACGAAACGUUUUUCUUCACAAGAGAGUUUUUGCCAAACACAGGCAACAAUUUGAAAAGUUAGCCAAACACGGUUCGCUUAACUUGAAAGUGUUCACUAUGGAAGACUUCAGUAAACUUGCCUAUAGUUCAGAUAUAGUUCGGACUAUUAUUGGAGAAUAUAUUUCAUGGGACACAGCGAAACUUUCUGAGGAUUGGAUAUCGACGUUUUGGCAGUUCUUUACAACAUGUGUCACCUCUUUUGAAAGUAAAGAAGAUGAAUCUGACGUGAAAAAAGAAACAAAAUCUAACUAUCAAAAGGAAACUUCUGCGGUAUUGAAUUAUAUUCAAGAUUUUGCCCUAGUACCAGUAAUACACGCUAAAGAAAACAAACUGUGUCCACCAAAGUUGUUGCACACCCUAAUUGAUAUUAAAACGUUUUCUUUAGAGACUCAAAAUGUGCUACAAAAGCUAGACAUCCCAGUCCCACAUGACGUUUUAUGGUGCAACGCAACUGCUUCCAUUUCGACUGCAUUAAAAGAUCUUUUAGGGUUUAGCAUACCUGCUUUUGCCCACCCAGAUACUGUUAUUGAGUGUCUUUUUUAUCACAAGCAACUUUUAUUUAUGCCGCAGUUUUCAAAUGAGGAUGCCGAAAAUUUACUUAGAUAUUUUAAUGACAAUUUACAAGUCGGUAGGGGAAACUUGGACAAACUGAAAUCAUUGCGAAUAUUUGUGUCAUAUUCUGGAGAAAUAUCUGCUAUGAGUGAAAGUAAAAUGGCUUGUAUUGUUUCUCCGUCAAUGCCAACAUGUGGAAUCAAAGAAAUCAUGAAAGAAAACCGUGUCCUGCUUAUACAAAAGGACGACAGUUUGAGUAGGUUGAUGAAUAUGUUACAACUGGUGGAAGAGAAUGUCUUUGACAUCUAUGUACGUUUCAUUUUGCCGAUGCAUAAUGUAAUGUCGUGUGACGAUUUCUAUUCUCAUGUGUUGUAUUUAGCAGAAAUAAUAAAUCAAGAUAAAAAACUACAAACACCGAAUGAUCGCAAUAUUAUUGAGUUACUCAAAAGAACUGCCUUUAUAGUUACACUGGAUGGACGCAAAAAAGUGAACGAGUUAUUCGAUAAAGGUCACAUAGUGUUCAGUGAACUGUGUAAGGAAUCUGACUUUUUACCGCCACGUUUGAGAAAGGAUGGAUCCGUUUCGGCAUUGAUGAACACAUUGGGUUUAAUCACAGAGCUGACAAUCGACUUAUUCGAAAGGUUUGGCCACCAAAUAGCUGACUCCAUCAAUGGGAAUUCUAUUCCAAUGGAGACACGGACGCAAUCAUAUCUACUUCUGAACCACUUAUUUCAGAUGUCUGACGACUUCUUCAAUAGAAAUCAGUUUCAAACACUUUCAAAAAUUCCAUUUAUUAUACCUUACCGAGCCAGUGAGAGGCUUUGUCGAAUUGCGGCAUGUGGAAUUCAUGAAGAAUUAGCGCCAAUUAACGGAACAGUAGUUCGUCAAAAGAAAUACAUAUGCUGGUCGACCUCGCAGAUAAUUCCAAUUAAAGUACAUAGAGAGGUUGUUCGGUCGAAAUUGCACAUCUUGUCAAUGCCAUCGACUGAUCACUGGAUAGAACACUGCAAACGUGUUGGAAAUACUUUACACAGGAGUUUAAGUCACUGUCCUAAUGCUGUUGAGCGUAGACUUGUUACAAAAGUAAUGGAAGAAAUUUAUAGAUCAGCGGAGUAUUACCAUUCAAACUGCGAUCUCAAGGCUAUCUUCAAAGACACACCACUUAUACAUUUCCCAGAAAAGAACAUGAUUGUACCCGCCAGCAAUAUUGUUCUUGACUGUACAGCUUUCGAUGAAAUUAUUCCAUAUGUAAUGGGAGCGCCAGCAUUUUAUGGCAAACACUUCCAGGCCUUCGUAAAGUUAGGUGCACAUGAGACUACUUUAGUCCAUUGUUAUUCAGCAGUUCUUUCUGAAAUGAGACAUGACGAAGAGCUUCUGCCUCUAGAAUUAUCAGCUGCUAAACGUGCCAUGUCCAAAUUGAUUGAUGUGCUUAAACGUCAGCCAAGUGGAAAGCCUGUGGAUAUAAAGCGGUUGUCAUUGUUAUGUACUGAUAAAAUUAUCAGAAAAUCAAACAAGACAAUUGUCAUCGACAACAGCUAUUACGAAAUAAGGCUAAAACGUGCCAAGUUUUCUUAUCCGUGUGUAUACGGAAUGGACAUGAAUGAUGAUACAACUUUAUGCGAGUGCAUAGAAAAACUCCCGUCAUCGUUAAGGCCGCAUUUACUAUCUGAGAUGGUAAUAGAAGACAUUGAUUUAUCAAGAAGGGUGCCCAAUUCUGACACACGUGUCACCGAAAUACAGCAGUAUCUGCAUUCACAAUUAUUCCAGAAUGCCAUCCUGAGGUUAGCCAGACAUGGUUAUUUAAGACAGUUCAAAAAAGAGUGGCCAGAUGUUGUAAAGGCUACAAUUGUGAGCGAACUUCAAAAUCUGCGAGUAGUGUCUGUAAGAGGAAUAUUCACAAUCAUCAAAAUGUACUCUAUUGAAACUGGAACUAAAUGUAGUUUACGAAUGGUACCACACACACAACGUUCCAAAUACGUACAUAUGCAAAACAAUACCGGUUGUACAGAAAUGUUUGUUGAGGUUUUGCAACGGCCUAUUUGGAAGGAGAAACUCCACGACGAAUUAUUUAAAUUCUUUAGCAAAAUAACUAAGCGGUCAAUUAACGAAGAUCUGCGUUACUUAUUGGUGAAUCUUUUAAGAUCUUCAAACACACGAGAGGAAGUUAAUGAACUAUUUGAAAUAUCCGACAUUAUACCUUACGAUUCUGAGUUAGAAGAGGACUCAUUAUGUCCAACACCAGGAACAUACGUUCCGAAACAUCUGCAUCGACAUUUAGAUAAUGAUUAUGGGGUUAUUCAAGAGUAUGAAUUCAAUUUCAUUGCCUACUUGGUUGAUGACCCAGCUCUCAAAGACAAUGACGCAGACGAUUGUUCACCGACCUAUAUGUUUGUUCGAGUUACGAGGCGAAUACCAGACACCGAAAGAGAGCCUCUUCUAAUGCAAGAAUAUGAAAUCGACUGCGGAGAAAGCGAGUACGUUACAGUAAAGGCAUAUCUUCUGUACAAAUUUGUCCGAAAGGAAGCUGUUAACAUGUCUGGUGAAAGAGAUGUAGUAAUAUAUGAUAGAGAAUCCAACAAAGAGGAAACAUCAUUUGUACAAGAACAUUCAUUGAAAGAAAUCUGUAGUGAAAUCAGACUAGAACUUAUUGAUGCCUGGCAGAGAAAUAAAAUCGAUCGACGGCACAUUGUAUUACGUUUGAAGCUGAAAUGGCACCCAGACAAAAAUCCAGACAAAAUACAGUUGACAACAAAGGCGUUUCAGUAUUUAGAACACUGUAUUCGAAUACUUGAAAGAGGUGAACAUGUUCCAGAAUAUGAAGGCGACGAUGAAGACUUCGUGGAUGGGGGUCGAGAUUCCGGCGGAUCUUCGUCCUGGUGGGAGCGAUCCUGGAGAAGGCGCAGAGAAAGUUACGCUGACGAAGAUUGGUUUCCACGGGGAAGGAGAGCGGGAGGCGGCGGAGGAGGAAGGGGAUAUUCAGGUGAUGGAACGCACGGCGAUCCAUUUGAAGAGUUCUUUUCUAGGGAGGAAAGAGAACCAUAUCACUUUUAUAGCGAGGCUAUUCGGUGGCAGGAGCAGGCUGAUUCAGAUCUUCGAGAAGCAGGUAGAAGUAUACAAGACUUGGAAGUUGCAAACAACUGGAUCUGCUAUAAAGCACACCAGGCGGCUGAAAAAUCGCUGAAGGCAGCCUGGUACGCCAAGGACGCAAACAAAAUUGGCAUUAUCAAAAACAGUCAUGAUUUGGAUUGCAUCGCCCUUGGUCUUGAUAAUGAAUUGGAGUCGCUCGCCAGACAAAUUACAAGCAUUUCUGGUCAUCAUACGCGCAUGCGUUACCCAGAUACCAUGUAUGGUACAAUUCCUGCGCAUGCGUAUACACGAUCAAAUGCAGACAUGAUGACUUCUUUAUCAAGAUCUUUAAUUGCACAUGUGCAAAGUAGUUAUCUGAGGUAAAAACACUGAGUUGUUGAGAUGAUAGACACAACUGUGAUGUUGAAUUGUUAAUUUACUUUUUUGCAUUAUUUGUAACCUGCUUAUAAGGAAAACUAUAAUUGAUGUAUUGACUCGAAUAUUGUUAAAUUGUUAUUCAUGUAUUACUGGUUUAGUUGCUCAUUCGUAGUUUAGGUUAUAAACAUGUAUUUGCCAGUUUCUAAGUAAGACUAUGUAUAUAUAUAUAUAUAUUAAUAAGAAAAAUAAUAUGAUUUUGCAAAAUAUAUUUUAAAGGUCUUUGUAUUGUUACUCGCCAGUGUACAUAACGGAGCAGAUAUAACCUGUCAGGUUUAAUAAACCGAUAUGAGUUUUUCAGCUUAAAUUUGCAUUGUUUUAUUUGAUGAUGUAUUUACUUUUUAUACAUUUCGUUAGGUGCCAUAGCUUUAACUGUAUUCGUAUGAGAGUCUAAUGGUAAAAAUUGUAUUACUAUAUGACUGUAUGUUUCCAACAAUUUUCCGUCUGCUUAUUGUUCAGUGACUUAUGUAGAUUGUUUGCUUGUUAAUGUGGCCCUUUCAAUGCAAAUAUGUUAAUAUUUCCCUUGCCGAUAUGUGUCAUGUUGUAAGCCGCAUGCAAAUAGAUAAACAUUUGUUUUUGCAUUUGUGAUAUACGAUUAAUUUUAGUGUAAUUCGAUAAUUACUUUAAGUAAAUUAAUGUUUUCGUGAUACAUACAUUAUGUCAUCGAAAUCAAAAUCAGUUGUUGACAUUUUUUGAACAGAAUAUUCUUUAAUUUUAAUCCAAUCCUUUGUUCAAGUUAAAAGUCCAAACAUCUUACUAUUUGAACGAGGUAAGCAAACUAUGAAACUAGAAAUCAUUAGCUUUAAAGCUUUCUUGUAUCAACACAUUAUAUUUUAUCAUAGUGCAAGUGAUAUACAAACAUAUAAUUCACGUAGUGAUAAAUUUAUGUUAUUUUCAAUUGAUUAGCAAUUUAUACACUGUUUUAACUUAUUGAACUGUAUACUUAUUUUUGUAUAUAUUUGUACUAUUUGAUUGACAAAUAGUGCACGAAUUUAUCUGAACACUUACAUUUGUUAUAUUUAAUUGCAUAUAUUUACAAUGUUUAUAUUAUGUACUGUUGUAUGUUCAUGAUUGUAGAAAUUACUUUCUUACUUCAUUGCAAACUAUAUUUUGAUUAUUCUGUAAUGGAAAGUUUCACAAUGUUAUAUGUAAAUAGGGUCUUAAUGUGUUAGUAGAAUAAUACAAUCAGCAAAAGUUUCACAAUGCUAUCAGUAUAUAACGUUUUAAUGUGUCCAUAUGAUAAUACUUCAGUGAAAUGUUUCACAAUGCUAUCAGUAUGUGCCCAUAUGAUAAUACUUCAGUGAAAUGUUUCACAAUGCUAUCAGUAUGUGCCCAUAUGAUAAAGAUAAUACUUUAGUGAAAUGUUUCACAAUGCUAUCAGUAUGUGCCCAUAUGAUAAUACUUUAGUGAAAUGUUUCACAAUGCUAUCAGUAUGUGUCCAUAUGAUAAUAUUUUAGUGAAAAGGUUAACAAUUAUUUCUGUAUAUUUUGUCUUAAUGUGUUAGUAAAAAAAUACAAUAAUGAAAGAUUUCGUAAUGCUAUCUGUAAAUAGUAAAUUAAUGAGUUAAUAGGAUAAUGUAAGAAUCAAGAGUUUUCACAUUGAUAUCUGUAUAUAGUGUCUUAAUCUGUUAAUAUAAUUAUACUAUAAGGACAUAUUUCACAACGAUGUAUAUAACAUUGGUUGCGUUUGAGUUUAAAGUACAGUUUAUUAAACAGUAUUUGUCCCAUGAUACAUAAUUAGUUAAAGUGAUUUUCUAUGAGUUUUUAUACUAUUUGAAACCUAUGUAAUGUGUGUUAUUGUUUAAUUAGGAAUGUCCAUUCAUAAUACAUGUAUGAAUGAUGGUGUACAAUAAGUUCAAAUCAUGCAUGUUUCCUAUUGUUUUUCAAGCUGCUUUUUAUCUUAUUGGUCUUAACAAGCUAGUGUUAUUAAGGUGGUAUUAAUUUCCGACGUUUUAAUUAAAACAAUAUGUUUCUGUGUUGUAAAUUACAACCAAUGAUUAAAUAUCUUGUUUUCGUGUUAGGCUGGACCGCAUUCUGUUUUUUUCUGUAAUAACUGCCAGAAAUCAGUAUGUAGUAUUAAUAUUUGUCCAGUAAACUGUAAACAGAAUAUCAAAAUGUACAUGACAUAAAUAAUUGAAAUAUAUAAUUACCUGACAUCGAUAAUUGUAUAUUUGAUAUAUAACAGUAGAAUUAUGUUGCUAUGUUUUCGUGUUACGCGGGACCGCACAUGUAUUUCUGUACAGAAACUGCAUGAGUGAUAUUAUAUGUUCUGUAAACUGUAAACAGGCGAUAUAAUUUACGAAACAAAUAUUGAACCAUUACCUACUUUAAUGUAAAUAAGUUUAUGUUACAAACGUUUAAUCGUUUUAUUGUAAUGAAACUCUGUCUGUUUUCAUGUUAGGCUGGACCGCAUGCUGAUUUCUGUAUAAAAUGACAGAAAGCAGCGUGUAGUAUUAAUAUUUGUCCAGUAAACUGUAAACAGACCAUACGUAUGACAUCACGUUGAGUAGUGAAUAUACUUAAUACACGUUUGUUAAUUGUGCAUAUUUAAUAUUAAAAUAAUCUGCUCUGUUUUCGUGUUACGCAGAACCGCACGUGUAUUUCUGUACUCUGUGACAGAUAACAGUACGUGUUGUAUUAUUGUUCUGUAAACUGUAAACAGAUAAUAAAAUUAUCUAUAAUAAUUAUUAUUUUUAUACUGUAAUUAAGUUUUUAUUAUAAACGCUUAAUCGUUUAAUUUUUAUGUAAAACAGUCUGUUUUCGUGUUAGGCUGGACCGCAUGGUGUUUUUCUGUAUAAAUGGACAGAAGACAGCAUGUAGUAUUAAUAUUUGUCCAGUAAACUGUAAACAGAUGAAUCAUUUACAUCACUUAAAUGUGUUAUAUACUUGACACACUUUAGUUAUUUGUGUAUAUUUUAUGUUAAAAUAAUCUGCUCUGUUUUCGUGUUACGCAGGACCGCACGUGCAUUUCUGUACUUUGUGACAGAAAACAGUACGUGUUGUUUAAAUGUCCCGUAAACCAUAAACAGAUUGUAUAAUUAUUUAUGAUAAUUAUUUUUAUGAUACUGUAAUUCAGUUUUUGUUAUACAUGCCAAAUCGUUUAAUUGUUAUGUUAAGCUGUCUGUUUUUGUGUUGGGCUGGACCGCAUGGUGUUUUUCUGUUUAAACGGACAGAAACAGCAUGUAGUAUUAAUAUUUGUCCAGUAAACUGUAAACAGAUUUAUCAUUUACCUCACGUAAACAAUGUAUAUAUGUAAUACCCUUUUUGUUAAUUGUGCAUAUUUAAUAUUAAAAUAAUCUGCUCUGUUUUCGUGCUACGCAGAACCGCACGUGUAUUUCUGUACUUUGUGACAGAUAACAGUACGUGUUGUAUAAAGGUUCUGUAAACUAUAAACAGAUAGUAUAAUUAUUUAUAAUAACCUAGUAUUAUUAUUUUCAUAAUACAGUAAUUCAGGUUUUGUUAUAAACGCUUAAUCGUUUAAUUGUUAUGUAAAACAGUCUGUUUUUGUGUUAGGCUGGACCGCAUGCUAUUUUUUCUGUAUAAUCGGACAAAAAAAGCUUGUAGUAUUAAUAUUUGUCCAGUAAACUGUACACAGAUCUGAUACUUUACAUGACGUUAAAAGUGUACAUACUUAAUUUUCCAGAUUAUUGCGUAUAUGUUUAAUCAAAAUAACUCGCUCUGUUUUCGUGUUACGCAGGACCACUUGUGUAAUUCUGUACAGACACCUGUAUGUGUAAUAUAAAUGUUUUGUAAUAUGUUAACAGAUACUAUUAUUACCUUUUAUAAUAUAGUCAGUAAGUUUAUGUUUCAAUCGCUUAGUAAUGUCAUUGUUAUAUAAAACAUUAUGUUUUCGUGUUAGACUGGACCGCAUUUCUGUUUGAUCAGUCUAAACUGAAAGGAAACGGCAUGUAGUAUUCAUAGUUGUCCAGUAAACUGUUAGCAGAUCAUUUAAACAAGAGGACAUAUUUGUUUUACUUUUGAUUAGUUUUAGAUUAGUUAGCUCAUCGGUUUUUUGUUACACUGGACCGCACGUGUAUAUUUAUACUGUGUUGCUGAUAACGAUAUGUGUUCUGGAAACUGUAAAUAUUUGCUUUAACUACCAUGACGUUGUAACUUCUUUUAUAUACAAUUAGCUGCUAAACUGUGAAUAAGUUAAUGUUACAAUCGCUUUAUCGGUUUAUUAUCCUUUAAAAAAUAAGUUUACGUGUUAGGCUGGACCGCAUUCCAGUUGUAAACAGUUAAUUUACUUAACAUUACGUAAAUAGUUGACUUAUUUUACUUUUGUUUAUUUUCUGACAUGGUCAGCUUUUACUGUAAUUUGUGUAAUUACUUCGAACUAUUUCUUUAUUUUGUUUCUUUCACUUGUUAAGCCUGUUUUACUCUAUAUUUUCAAAUGUAUUUGUUGCGGAUUUAUAAACACAUGAACACGCCGAGUGCGUAUGUACGACGUUGUGUAUUUGCACGUUAUUAUCGAAUAUGUGCGUAUGUAUGCAGUGUGUGUUUGCUUUUAGUUUGAUUGGUAAAGAGACACAAUUAUAUGAAUAAAACAAAAUAU
Mya arenaria is the source of this 15450-nucleotide messenger RNA. Its product is annotated as sacsin-like. Gene Ontology annotation, molecular function: Hsp70 protein binding. The coding region runs from base 1 to 10845 and encodes 3614 amino acids. NCBI's taxonomy places the organism in Eukaryota, Metazoa, Mollusca, Bivalvia, Myida, Myidae. The record is from RefSeq and is a predicted model, not a curated record. The transcript has 3 exons.